CCGUGCUUGUUAUCGUUUGACUUCAUUUGGUGUUUAUUUUACCACAAUAAUAUUAAAUCGUACUUUUUUUCAAAUCAAUCAGUUAUUUUCACGGCUAAACUUUUCGGCACUUCGUCUACUUACUGAACUCAUUAUGCCGUUUACUCUAGAACAAGAUGCCUUUAUUUUAAUGGCAUUUUUUCGAAGCGGAACUCGAAAUGAAGACGGGUCAUGGACAUAUUCUUUACAGUCCUGCAUUGAACAAUUUAGGAAAAAAUUUCCAGAUGCAAACGUCGACUAUGACACUUUCUUAAGGCGAAAAUGUGUUAUUCUCAAAAGAUUUAAAACCAAACAGUGCGUUUGCGGAGGUAAAUCUACGGACAGAAAAAUUGUACCUAAAAAAAAUGAUGAUAAAAUCACAAAGUUGGAGCAUAACGAUACGUUUAUUAAAAAGGAAAUCGAUGAAACAGAAUUAGGUGAACAGAGAAUGGAGGUGGAGGAUUCGAAUAUAAUUAAAACGGAGGCAGAAAUGGAAGAUAUGCUGGUUGAAACUGAGAAAGUUUACAUAAAAACUGAAGGAAAUGUUUGUGAAAGUGAAUCGUCUUCAUAUAGUAAAACUAUUGAUGACAAAGACAAGAGCACACACGAAGAUAAGGGAGGCAUAAAGAGUGAAUCUAUGAUUAAAUGUGAAAUAGAUGAAGUUCAAACCAGCACCCUCGACGAGUUACCAACAUAAAUAGUGAAUUUGAAAAUGAGUUUAACGAAGGAAUAAAAUGUGUAGCCCUAGGACUACACACACUAGGUGUAGAUUGUAAGAAAAAUUUGUAACAUUCAUUUAAACAAGGCAGCUUCUAAGUUACGAAUGCACAAAUACAAUAUAUGUGAUUAUGGAACCAAAUUUAAGGGUCAUUUAAAUGUCGCUAGUAUGUACACGUACUUCAGACAUUGAAGUGUAUAAAUGUAAAAAUUGUGUUUUUGAAACUAGUUAAAACGUCACGUGCUGAAGCACCAAGAUCCCUCAAGAGUGAAAAUGUACAAAUGUGAUAAGUGAAUUUUCCAGACAACAAAAACUCUGUAGUAAUGUAAUCGUGCAAGUAAUUGUAAAUAAUUUCUUAGUGUUAAACCAAUAUAUGUAAUUAAUUUGUAUGUUAUAAGGACAAAUUUUAAUAUUAUUUUAUAAUCUUCCUAACUGUUAUACAUGGUGUCUAAGAAAACUUUGUAAAUUAUAACUCGCUAGGAAUUGACGAUUGUCAAUUCUUUUGUUAAUGGAAUGAUUAAUUUUUUCACUAUAUCUGAUAAAGAAUUUUUCCCUGAAUUCAAUAAUACAUAUACACAUCAAUUUGAUAUUUUGUGUUGUCAAAAGUUAUAUUUUGUUUUUUUUAAUCAUCAAAAAUUGCACAGUUAAAGCUUGCAGAAUGUUUUUAGGACACUAGAACUAUCUUCAACUUAAAUAAAAAAUAUAAACCCUUCACAUACAAAUUACGGGGUCUUGAUUUUCAAAAUAGUUGUACUUUUUUGUAAAAUUAAUUAAUAUUUCAUUCAAAUUUGGCCAAGUAUUUUGGAGAG
Anoplophora glabripennis (Asian longhorned beetle) is the source of this 1545-nucleotide messenger RNA. RefSeq lists its product as uncharacterized. The coding region runs from base 134 to 715 and encodes 193 amino acids. The record is from RefSeq and is a predicted model, not a curated record. NCBI's taxonomy places the organism in Eukaryota, Metazoa, Arthropoda, Insecta, Coleoptera, Cerambycidae. The transcript has 3 exons.